Drosophila obscura is the source of this 904-nucleotide messenger RNA. Its product is annotated as mitochondrial cardiolipin hydrolase-like. The record is from RefSeq and is a predicted model, not a curated record. The transcript is spliced from 3 exons. The coding region runs from base 64 to 825 and encodes 253 amino acids. Lineage: Eukaryota; Metazoa; Arthropoda; Insecta; Diptera; Drosophilidae.
UGCCCCGCCCUGCCCUGCUCCGCCCUGCCCAUAAUCCAAAGUUCCAACAUUCGAAUCGGCUUCAUGUCGAUAUAUAUAUUUUUGUCCCUUCCCUUCUGGUUGUUCUUCUGCAGCAAAAUGCUGCUAAUUGCGAGAUAUGCCAUUGCCUUUGGUUGCCACAUCUUCUUGCGAGCCCUGCACCUGCUUUUGAGAUGUCUCCGUCUGGAAAGGGCUGCGCGGUAUUUGCCCGUUGGGGUGAAGCUGGUCAACGAGCGCAGCCAGGGCAGGUGCAAAAGGAGGGUCGCACUGGCGGAGCUGGCCUCCUGUGGCGUGGUCGUGUUCAAUGUGCCGAGCCGCUGGCCGGAACUGAAGCCGAUCAUUGAGUGCUGCAAGUCGUGCUGGAGGCGGGACCUGAGGCGGUGCAUGGACCGGGCCAAGGUGGCCAUCGAUGUGGCGCUGCUGUCGCUGAGCAUACCCGAGCUGGGCCCCUUCAUAAGCGAUGCCAACGAUCGGGGCGUCAAGGUGCGCAUCAUCGCCAGCACCAGAAUGAUCUGGGUGUACGGUCCGGUCAUCGUGAAGCUGUGGAAGGCUGGCGUGCCGGUGCGCCACACCUCCAUCGGCAUGGACGUGCACUACAACUUCGCCCUGGUGGACAGCGAGGAGCGCAUUCUGGAGCUGAAUCCCGCACUGGCAAAGUCCAGAGCAGGCGGCAGCCUGCUAGCGCGCCUGUUCAGGCCGGCACAGAGGGAGGACAGGGAGCAGUUAAAGCCCGAGCUGAGCGAGUUGCAGCUCUACAAAAUAUUCUUUGACCAGUGGAACAUGCUAGACCCCGUCGUCCCAGUAUAAAUUGCUUCCCCACAACCGUUCCACUCCACACACAGACAGCACGCUUGGCCGCUCCCCCCUUCUAUUGAUUGUUACUAAA